AUGGUUGAAACCAAGCGUAUAACGUCCUAUAAACCACCAUCAUUCGAUGCGCAUUCUCGUGCCAGGAUACGCUCGAUACGGCACGUCCCAUCCGCCGACUUGCUAUGGGCCGAAGAGGAGGUCCUUGGUCCCAACGUUGAAAGCAGAAAAACGUUGUUAGAGCUUGCCAAAAUGACAAACAAUGCAUAUGUUACACCCGAAGAUAGUGCUUGGUACAAGCUGAGCGGAAAUUGGACACACGACUACAAGUUCGGAUGGGAGCCGGACACCCAUGGCUUUCGUGGUUAUGUCUUCGCAACCCCUGAUAAUUCUACAGUGGUUUUGUCCAUCAAGGGUACAUCCGCUGGACUGUUCGGUAGCGGGGGACCUACUGCAAAGAAAGACAAAAUAAAUGAUAACCUCUUGUUCAGUUGUUGUUGUGCACACAUAGAUUGGACAUGGACAACAGUCUGUGGAUGCUAUCGUGGAGGAUGGAAAUGUAACCAGGACUGCUUAGAAGCCGCGUUGAUAGAAGAUAGCCUGUUUUAUCCCAUUGGAACGAAUCUGUAUAACAAUCUCACGUACAUGUAUCCUGAAUCCAACAUUUGGAUAAUAGGUCACUCAUUAGGAGGUGCUCUUGCUUCUCUGAUCGGGGUCACGUUUGGAACCCCCGUCGUGGCUUUCGAGUCACCAGGAGAAAAGCGGGCAUCACAGCUCCUACAUUUGCCCUCGCCGCCCUCGACACAUCAUGUUACUCAUGUAUAUCACACCGCGGAUCCGAUCGCAAUGGGUACCUGCAACGGUAUACUCUCAUCAUGUGCUUUGAGUGGCUAUGCGAUGGAAACUCGGUGUCAUCUGGGAAAAUCUAUUGUAUAUGACACUGUGUCUAAUCUGACAUGGUCCGUAGAUAUUCGUACACACGGUAUCGUGAGCGUAAUCGAUAACUUACUUUCUAAACCUUGGCUUCCAAGCCAGGAGGUUGGAAGAGAGGUUCCAAUAGCGGAACCCGAAACAGAUUGUGUAGAUUGCUAUAGCUGGGAGUAUGGAGAUUUUCCAGCCUAG
Molecule: messenger RNA, 1041 nt
Organism: Serpula lacrymans var. lacrymans S7.9
Lineage: Eukaryota; Fungi; Basidiomycota; Agaricomycetes; Boletales; Serpulaceae
Exons: 6
Coding region: 1-1041 (346 amino acids)
Biological process (GO): neutral lipid catabolic process; piecemeal microautophagy of the nucleus; multivesicular body membrane disassembly
Molecular function (GO): glycerophospholipase activity
Source: RefSeq, a predicted model, not a curated record